AUGACGGAUACAACCAGAAGUCAUGAUAAAGACAUGCCUCAUUGCUAUGAACAGGGUGCUGAACCUAAUGAAAUGUUAAUAGACAACGAACCUAGGAUAAAUAUGUGUUUUGAAUCACUGGAAGAUGCCAAGAAAUUCUACACAAAUUACGCCAUUACUUGUGGUUUUGCUGUAAGGACAAGAUCAUCAAAGAAGGAUAACGACAAUAAUGUCUACUAUUUGCGAUUAGUUUGUUCAAGAGAAGGAAAAUAUGUGUCUUCCAUUAAACCAGAGGUGAAAACACAUGCAAGUCAAACUAAUCAAUGUCCAGCUAGCAUUACCGUUGGAAGGAAAGAUAGUUAUUGGGUCAUAAAGAGCGUCGUGUUAGAUCACAGUCAUGAACUAUGCCCUAAUACAUCUAAGUUGAUUCCUGGGAAUAGAAAAAUUAGCAUGCAAGCUAAGCAUACGUUGCAAGUCAACGAUGAUGCCGGCGUUCGCAUUAACAAGAGUUUCCUUAGCAUUGUUAGUGAUGUUGGUGGAUUUGAAAAUAUGGAUUUCGUUGAGCGUGAUGCACGGAACUACAUUGUCAAACACAGAAUAUCUUUAUGUAAGGACGGUGAUGGUCAAGCCCUUCUAAAACACUUUUCAUCCAUGAAAGCAUCGAGCAAUGACUUCUUCUACGACAUUGCAUUGGAUGAAGGGAAUAGAAUAUGUAGUGUGUUUUGGGCAGACGCAAGAAGUAUAGCUGCUUGUGAAGAAUUUGAUGGUGUGUUCACUACUGAAGGUGAACCAGUUGUAGAAACGGAGGAAGCGACCGCGAGGGAGGCCGAUCCCAACUCUGUUACUGUUGAAGAGAUUCCAGACUCUCAGAAUGUCUGA
This is a messenger RNA of Vigna radiata var. radiata (mung bean), 858 nucleotides long. Its product is annotated as protein FAR1-RELATED SEQUENCE 5-like. Bases 1 to 858 code for a protein of 285 amino acids. NCBI's taxonomy places the organism in Eukaryota, Viridiplantae, Streptophyta, Magnoliopsida, Fabales, Fabaceae. The record is from RefSeq and is a predicted model, not a curated record. The transcript is spliced from 2 exons.